Procambarus clarkii (red swamp crayfish) is the source of this 777-nucleotide messenger RNA. The record is from RefSeq and is a predicted model, not a curated record. NCBI's taxonomy places the organism in Eukaryota, Metazoa, Arthropoda, Malacostraca, Decapoda, Cambaridae.
CCUAGUCAGUCAAGAAGUAGGUGGUACCGAUGACCAAGUGGGCGUGAUGGUGGGCUGGUGGGCGUGAUGGUGGGUCAGGUGGGUGUGAUGGUGGGCCAAGUGGUGGAGCGUCAUCUCACCGGCUGUCACCUGGUUCUCAUAACCACUUCACGUCACUCUCACUUCUCUUCAAGCAUAAUCAGACGCUGGAAUGGUGAAAUGGAAGCUGGCGUGGUAGUGGAGGCGGGGCCGGUGACCAGCCAGGACCAGCUGGACCACCUCCUCCAUGGCCAGGACCAGCUGGACCACCUCCUCCAGGGGCUGUGGACUGACGCUAGAACCACCUGCCGAGGACUCGUUCUUGAUCUCACCUCCAACAACAAUACCAACCAUAUACUUGAGUUUCUAGAAAUGUCAGGUCUCUGGAAGCUGCCGGAGACGGUGGUAAUAGCCAUAGGUGAGAGGGCGGGGGUGAGGGCCGUGCUCCUCCACCACAGUCUCCGCAACACUGUCCACGCCCUCUACCUCGCCCUCCACCACGCCUCCCUCUACGCCAUUCAACUGGCUCUCCAUGAUGCUUCUCUUCAUAUCUCUUCUCACUUUGGUACCUCAGUUGCCCAGAGACCUAAGAAGGAAGCAGAAUCCUCAAGCUGUGUACUAGUGUACCGGCGAUGUCUGUACUGCAACACCGGGGAGCCGGACGUCCAGCUGGUCCACCGGUGCUUCCCCACCUCUCCCACUCUCCCCAUGGACCACCUCUUUCAUGGUAAUACCAGAUUUUAUUGCAAUUUAAUAUAG